Molecule: messenger RNA, 540 nt
Organism: Arctia plantaginis
Lineage: Eukaryota; Metazoa; Arthropoda; Insecta; Lepidoptera; Erebidae
Source: the annotation of a GenBank genome assembly
AUGUUUAGUAGCAAGACUCAACUCGCAAAAAGAACUCCUGAAAAUGGUACCGAUCGCGAAUCUUUUUUAUCUCUAUUAGUGGAUGAAUAUUUGCAUUCUUCGUCUUAUGAUGGUAAAUGUCAAGUAUUAGCGAAUUUGGCCAAUUUUGCUUACGAUCCAAUUAACUACGAAUACAUCAGAAAUGUUGGAGUCUUGGAUAUAUUUCUCUAUGUUAUAAAAAAUGAAAGCGAUCGUCAACUGCUUCACUAUGCUGUGGCUGGUCUGUGCAAUUUAUGCUUUGAUCCGUUGAAUGCUGAAUAUGUUUUGACACACUGUGGUUUUAAACCACUGACAGCACUACUGAAAUUAACUGAUACUGAUAUAUUAGCUGAUACUAUAACUUCUUUAAUUCAACUGCAUGAAUAUCAAACCAGCUCAGACUUAUAUACAGAAGAAGUUAUUGCAAAUGUUUGUAGCAUCCAGCAGUCUAAUGAUCAAAGAUUAGUUAAUUUAGCUACCAUAUUUCUACAAUAUGUCUCCAGUAAAAAUGAACAAAUGUAA